AUCACUUUUAGGGUUUCGUCUGCUAACGCCCUUCGUCAACAGCUGCUCCCGCGCAGGACAUUCAUCAACGGUCAGCGAAAAUGACUAAGAGGACCAAGAAGGCUGGAAUAGUUGGGAAAUAUGGUACCCGUUAUGGUGCCAGUUUGCGAAAGCAGAUUAAGAAAAUGGAGGUUAGCCAGCAUAGCAAGUACUUCUGCGAGUUUUGUGGAAAGUACGCGGUGAAGAGAAAAGCAGUGGGGAUCUGGGGCUGCAAAGAUUGCGGCAAAGUCAAAGCAGGCGGUGCUUAUACAUUGAACACUGCUAGUGCUGUGACAGUUAGGAGCACAAUCCGAAGACUGAGGGAGCAAACCGAGAGUUAGAGCAAUCAUCUGCCUUUCCUUCUAUCUGCUUAUGAUUUGUCUAUGGAAUUCUGAAAUCAGAUCCAUUUUUCAAUUUUAAGACCAUUUUAAUGUUUGUGAACGCUUUCAAAUUAGUCAUUAGCUACUGUUUGGGAAAGUGAUCUAUUCUGAUGGUGUUAUUACUUCAAUAUGGUCUUUUGCUUAUCCAAUAUUCGGGCUAAA
Molecule: messenger RNA, 560 nt
Organism: Nicotiana tabacum (common tobacco)
Lineage: Eukaryota; Viridiplantae; Streptophyta; Magnoliopsida; Solanales; Solanaceae
Product: large ribosomal subunit protein eL43
Biological process (GO): translation
Cellular component (GO): ribosome
Molecular function (GO): structural constituent of ribosome
Source: RefSeq, a predicted model, not a curated record